GCGUGUGCUCAGACUACUUGCACACGCGCUUAAUAGGAAAGUGGAAAAGUCACCGUAAUUCCUAUCUCCCAAUCCUCCGCCAUUUCUCACUUCCCUUUUUCUCUGCGCUGUCGCGAGUGCGAGUCUACUCUGUCACCUGAACGGCGCUCUUCCGGAUUGAUUCAGUUUUUGUAGAGCAAGUCGUAAAUUAACUCUUUAAAAUAUCUAUACCACAAAAAAAGCAUGUCGAGUGGAGGAAACACACAUUGGUGCUACCAAUGCAGCAAGCCAAUUCGCGCCAGAGGGCGUCAGUUGCUCUGCCCGUACUGCGACGGGGGUUUCGUACAAGAGCUCCCCGAAUUCAUGGGUGCCCAUCCAGGCGAUGCUUCUGGCAUUGGAGUCGUUGAGCCUUUUCAAGAUCCAAGAUUAAGUUUUAUGGAUGCAUUCGCCGCCCUCAUGAGGCAAAGAAUGACAGGAAGGGACCCCACUUUUGACGUCAGAACACGCCAGGGGGGCGUGGGCCCCACCAGGCCAGCUGGCCCGUUGCUGAUUUUCCACGGCCAAUCUGCAGCUGGAUUCCCAGAGAGGGACCCGAUCGAUUUCUUCUUCAGCGGUGGGCAUGGAACGGGGAACAGACGGGCUGCUGAUCUGGGAGAUUUCUUUAUGGGGAAUGGUUUGCACGAAUUGAUCGAACAGCUCAGCACGAACGAUAGGCGGGGCCCGCCUCCAGCCCCCCGUUCAGCAAUCGAUGCCAUGCCCACCAUUAGAAUAUCCCAGAGGCAUCUUAGCAGCGACGCACACUGCCCCGUGUGUCAAGAUAAGUUCGAGCUGGGCUCGAAAGCUAGGCAGAUGCCGUGUGACCAUAUCUACCAUUCGGAUUGCAUUGUGCCUUGGCUUGUUGAGCAUAACUCGUGCCCUGUUUGCCGUGUUGAGCUGCCUCAGCAAGUUCUUGGAAAUGCUCGUUCGAACUGGAAUCAGAGAAAUGGGAACUCGAGCAGCAGUGGGGCCAGCAGUAGCAAUAGGAGGGAGAAUAUCACUCAGAAUAUGGGACGGUGGAAUCCGUUUUCUUUUCUGUGGCCUUCUAAUUCGUCGAAUCAAAAUACUCAACGUCAUUCAAGAACCGGUGGAAAUAGCUCGUCAUCUUCUAAUGAGGAGCAUAACAGGACAAAUUGGCCCUUCGAUUAUUGAUGUGUUUGUAUCGACAAUCUUCUUAUCCCUUUUCGAUCUGUUUCUCAAUAGCUUAUUUGUGUUGUGUGCCUUGGAAAAUCUGGGUUUCUCUAAAACUUGUAUCAGGUGUCGAAAUUUCGCCGCAGGAAUGCUAAUAACCCCUUUCAUGUAAAUAUGUAAUUCAGUUUUUCUGUGCUACCAAAUAUGUGUACACAAUUGGUUGUGAGCUCUCCUUCUCUGUAAAAGGAUCGUUGCUGAACGAAAACUGGUGUUGUUCUAUUGCUACUUGUUGAAACCGAAAAUUUGGCAGUGGGAGAUUGUGCAGUUUUCUAAUUGCAUCUCAAACUAAUUGUGGGAAUGUGAACUUGUCGACACAUAUGGAAAAAGAUGACGUGACAUGUUUCUGAUCUUCUCGGAUAAAGCUUCGUUUUCUGUUUAGUUCGAAGUUUGGACUACACAGAAAGAUGGAGUAGAAUAAUCCGUGUGCCGAGUUUGUGAACAAUAAUGUUUUUCGUUUUUCUUGGUUUUAUUUAUGUUGCAUUCUGAUUUGGUUUU
This is a messenger RNA of Erythranthe guttata (spotted monkey flower), 1701 nucleotides long. RefSeq names its product E3 ubiquitin-protein ligase RZF1. Gene Ontology annotation, biological process: protein ubiquitination. The record is from RefSeq and is a predicted model, not a curated record. Gene Ontology annotation, cellular component: cytoplasm. Lineage: Eukaryota; Viridiplantae; Streptophyta; Magnoliopsida; Lamiales; Phrymaceae. Gene Ontology annotation, molecular function: ubiquitin protein ligase activity.